AAAUAAAUAUUUCACCUGCAGGAUGCCGGACGUCGUUUGGGUUUUCCUGCUGGCCCUAUGGCCAUUCACCUUUGGACUUUCAAUGAAACAAGGAUUACCAUCGAUGCGAGACAGCUUAACAAAUCCCGUUCAUGUCUACGAGGGCGACGAUGCGUUGAUUACGUGCGUCGUUAGGGACAUCGGUGAGAAUACGGUCAUGUGGAAGAAGGAGGACAGAGAGAGGCACAGUCGGAGGGUCCUUACAGCUGGAGAUAGCCGAGUCACAGCCGAUAGAAGAUACUCGGUUCUGCACGAUUCUGUGAGUUCCGAGGAGAAGGAUGUUCCUACUGGUGGUGAUGUUUGGGUGCUGGUCAUAAAAAACUCGAAACCCUCGGAUUCCGGCAUCUACGUCUGCGAAGUUAACAGCAAUCCCAUCGUGCGGAGCUUCCACAAACUUAGUGUACUCUCGAAAGCCCUUCUGCCGCCGGAGAAUGGGACCGAUGCGAAUGUUUACGAGGAUCAAAAGGCGUCCUCGUUCAACAGCAAAAACCAUAAUUACACGGACUGCUGCAUCUCGAAGAACGUGUCGUCGUCCUGUUUGGGAUUCUGUAACAUCCAGAGCAUCCUGGAAGGAAACACUGGCCAAGAUCCGGAGCACUGCGAGGCUGAUUUCCCGAACAUCGUGAGAUGCAUGGCAGAUGGCAGGAACCAUGUGCCCUGCUGCAUCCAGGAGAGGGUGCCGGAUAUCUGCCAGGACGUCUGCCGCGGAGAGUACACAGCGAUCACGGAUAACAUCAAAACGCACUUCUCCUGCUCGGCUUACACGGAACAAACUUUGGCCUGCAUCGUAGAAGGCAUUGAAUUGUUGCCGAAUCCGCCGCAGGACGUCGAGGUGGAGGCGCUUACGGAGAAAUCGUUGAGGGUGUCCUGGGCUCAUCCCGAUGCGAACACCGAGACCGUGACUGAAUACUCCAUAAACGUGACAUCGCUGAAAACGUUCGACGAGCGCUUAAUAGAACCAACCGAAUCGAACCCUUCGAGGUCGUCCGACUCGCACACGGUGCACGUGAACGUGCCUUCAACUCAGAACGAGACCGUGCUGAACGACCUGAGCCCUUUCACCAUGUACGAGGUGACGGUCUCCGCCCUCAACAUACACGGAUCCAGCCUUCCCUCCUACCGAGUUCGAAGCCUAACUCUAACUCCUGGAAAGAUAAAGCCUACGAUGGCUGGAACUUCGCCGAAGCUUCCAGACGUUAAGGGUUGCUGCAUGAAGAAGGGAAUCGGUCACAGGACUUGCGUGGAUAAACUUUGUGAUCCUUCAUUAGCUGAUACCGCUGAGAUCACUGAUUUGAUGAUAUGCGCUCCAUGGGCCGCAGACACCUUCAGUUGUCUUACCAAUGGCAUGGACCACACUCCGUGCUGUAAAGCUCGAGGACUCCCGGAGAUCUGCCAACAACUCUGCACUGGAAACGUUACAACCAUCGACUUCAAUUACUUCAAGUGCCUUCGGUAUAUGGGUGACUACACGAACUGCCUCCUCCAAGGAUACGGCGUCCUCCCCAGCACCCCGACCGGCGUCCACGUCACCAACAUCGAAACGGAAUUCGCUAUCCUACACUGGUCCGCACCCAGGACUCUAGGAGACACCGUCAUCCACUACAAUGUGCAUUUCAGGAUGUUCUCGGCGUUUGAUGAUGAAGACUACAAAUCCAUAGCCAAAGUGCACAGUCCGUACAUCCUGGAAGGACUCGAAAGCGAUACGGACUAUGAGUUUUACAUCGAAGCAGUGAACACGCACGGAGUUGGAGAGCCCAGCACGAGGAUCGCUUUCAGAACCAGCAGCAAGAUUUACGAAGCUAAAGUUGAGGAGGCAUCAAAUUACAAUGUGACAGCUUGCUGCGUUGAGGCCGAGUUGAGCAGCGUUUGCCUUCCGCUGUGCUCGUACGAUGCAAACAUGAGUGACAUCAAAACGUUGGCAGGAGUUUGCAGUCCGGAAUUCACGAAACUCCUCCGUUGCGGAGCUGGAGGAAGGAACCACGGAGCUUGCUGCACUAGGAGAGGAGUCCCAGCUUCCUGCGUCUCAUUGUGCAACGGAGUUAUGGUCGAUUCUUUGCUUGUUACAGCUACUACCUGCAUCCCUUAUAUCGGAAACAUAGCUCAAUGCUUUGAAGAAGGUACUGGACUUCUUCCUGGGCCUAUAUCUGAGCUGCAUGCAACAGUUAUCGAUGAUGAGAUAAUAGCUUUGGAGUGGGAACCUCCGACUGAUCCCAAUAAUGUUACGGAUUAUGUCAUUCACUACCAAAAGGUGGAUAAUACAUCAAUGCACGAGACUUUGUUGAAGCUUGAUAAACAGAUAAACACGACUGACACUUCUGCUAUACUUAAUAAUUUGGAUAGGAAUAGUAUUUAUCACAUCUUCGUAGUGGCUCGUAACGUGCAUGGAACGUCUCUGCCUUCAUCGAUUAUCAUGAUUAACGUUACUAAAUCAGAUGGGGAACUGGUGAGCGGAGUGACUUCGCCCCCGCACUCUUUGGCGGUAUCCACUCACAGUGCAACGUGGGUGACUAUCACCUGGCAGCCUCCAGAAUUCAGCCAUCCCUCGGAAUCGAUAACCUACAGGCUGUAUCAUAAAUCCACCACGGAUUCGGUUUUCCAAAUAACCAAUACCAGCGUGACGUCGCACACCAUUCAGAAUCUCCUUCCAAACACGCAGUACAUCGUUUACGUGACUGCCACAUCGAAGAAGGGACAGAGCAUGCCUUCCGAGACGCUAAUCGCCUGGACUGAUCCAGCUUAUCCGGCUUUCGUUGAGCCCCCGACAGUCCAUCCAAUAAAUCUGGUGAUCGAAGGGAGCAGCAUGACAAUACUUUGUAUCGCCAUGGGAACGCCGAUGCCGACGAUAUCUCUGUACAUCUCUGGACGUUUGGUGAGGCAGGAGAUCACCAGACACAUGGUCACUGUGAUCCAUAACGUAACGCGGGAUAUGGACCAAAUCUCUUGUUACGCCGACAACGGCUACGGCACCCCAAUGCAAGCAUCCAGGAAAAUUACAAUUAGUCAUGGUCCUCAUAUCCAAGCGAGUGGUAUAACUAUGGCAGCGCCCGGAGACUCAGUGACUUUGGAAUGCAAAGUUGAUGCACAACCAGGACCAAAAAUGAUUUUCUGGAAGAAUCACGAGGAGAGGAAACCGGUGAUACAAGGUGGAAAGUACGAUAUUUCUAUAAGCGCUUCUAAGGACGACGAGGAUAAAUACAUGAUGCAUUUGACGAUAAACAAUAUUGGGAACAUGGAUGUCGGGGAUUACUUCUGCCAUGCGGAAAAUGCAUUCGGAAGUGCCACGCAGCCCGUCUCCGUGCGCUUACGUAAUCUUGCAACGACACACAACGUUACACAGUGCUGCAUGGAGCAGAACGUGAGCUCUCAGUGCAUGGAUGCGUGCAGCUUUUACCUGGAUAUGGACGCCGUCAUCGACAAGGCGGAAUGCAUCAACGAUUUCGAUAAGCUGAUGAAGUGCGCCGCUGAUGGUUCAGAUCAUAGGAACUGCUGUGCUCAGAAGGGUGUGCCAAGAGGAUGUUUAGAUUGGUGCAGAGGUGGUCCAUUGAACGACAACAAGAACUGCGUCCUUUCUUACACUAAAUUGAUCAUGGGUUGCUUCCACGAAGGACGCGAUAAAUUGCCAGGACCACCUCAGAAUGUGCGUGUUGAGAAGCUGGACAUGCACAGCGCCAAGAUCGUCUGGGAUGAGCCUGUAAAGAAUCCUCACACCGUUGAGAUGUACCGAGUCUUCUGGAAAAUCAUGAACUCUGAUAUGAAGAGGUUACAGAAGGAUACUCCUAAUACUUAUAUUGAUAUCUCAGAUCUGCAACACGGAGAGACUUAUGAUUGCGUAAUCAAGGCUGGUAACAACAAGGGAACUUCCACUUUGUCUCAAGCUAUACAAUUCACCGUCGGCGCCGAGUACAUUACUUCAGCAGCAAACAGCGACGAUAGCUCUCACACCGGAGUUGCAUUUGCCAUAGUUUUGGCUUUGGUGGUAGUCGCUGGAGUCGUGGUAGGUGGAGUAUGGCUGGUCAAGACCAAGCAGAUGGGUGUCAAGAACCAAGGUGGUGUUGCCUUCGAAAACCCCAGUUACCUCCGUGAAGUCAACAUGGAUCACAUCCAGGUUCCACCAACUCAAGCCGAGUCAACUAACAUCCCGAACGGCACAGCAAAUGGUAUUGCCGUCUCCACAACUUCAGGAGGACACGGCUGGAAGCAGGAGUCCCUCCACGUCCCCGCUCAGCACGAAGUCAAUCCCACCCUCUACGAAGAACUGAAGUUAGGACAGGACGGAGCGGGCUUCAAGCGUUUGAAACCCUAGUAUGAGGCGAAUCCUGUCGGCCAGGAGUCCAGAUUCUAGAGAAAAACAAAGAAAAGAGAAAAAACCGUGUACAGUAGAGUAAUUUUAAUAUUAUACCUUAGG
Nicrophorus vespilloides is the source of this 4444-nucleotide messenger RNA. RefSeq names its product Ig-like and fibronectin type-III domain-containing protein 2. The record is from RefSeq and is a predicted model, not a curated record. Gene Ontology annotation, molecular function: protein binding. The coding region runs from base 23 to 4342 and encodes 1439 amino acids. The transcript has 14 exons. Lineage: Eukaryota; Metazoa; Arthropoda; Insecta; Coleoptera; Silphidae.